Messenger RNA from Alternaria atra, 1302 nucleotides. RefSeq lists its product as uncharacterized. Lineage: Eukaryota; Fungi; Ascomycota; Dothideomycetes; Pleosporales; Pleosporaceae. The record is from RefSeq and is a predicted model, not a curated record. The transcript has a single exon. The coding region runs from base 1 to 1302 and encodes 433 amino acids.
AUGACAUCUACCCCAGACAGUACAACGGCAAAUUUUAUGCUCGAAGAGCUGAAGAAACCAUGGUCCGCUGCCAGCAUCACGGAGAACCAGAAACAACGCCGAGGCGAUGUAGCCAGAGCCAAGAGUAUAUGGGACGGUGUAUUGAUCGACUUUCGCGAGAAGAAAGCUAAACGGAAUGGGAAAGCCGCGCCUGGAGGUAACGAUAGCGACGGUAACGCGGAAGCGAACUCCGUCAAAGACCCAUUUCCUUUCCCAGAUCUUCCAGGGGAAAUUCGCAACACGAUUUACGACUUCACACUGCAGAACGAUAGAGUCGAGCGUAGGCAGCGAAGUCGUGACAGAAAUCUCCGAUACCGCCGCGGCUAUGGUAGUAGAGUCUAUCCGGUGAUAUCCACAAUCACGAAGCGCGCCAUCGAGAGACGUAUGAUAUCGCCUACUCGGAAACAAAACCAAGAGGAGGGGCAGUUACGAAAACUCCGCAAUCGGCUGGCCAAGUGGCACCUUGAACGAGCAUCGGCAGAAGCUCCGCUUACUCCUCGCUGCAGUGAAGCCUUUGAGAAAUACAGAUUGGAGCAUGACAUGUAUACUUGCCGAUGUCCGCAUGAAGCACAUGACGACGACAAGUUGGUUGUUCCAGUCAACGCCAGGAGCAAUCUUUGUGAUGAUCUGCCAUUGGUCUCUCUUGUCAACCGACAAAUCUUUCACGACACCUUUUAUCUUUUCUACUCGACCAAGAGAGAGGGUCUCUGGUUCAGAUGGACGAUCAGGAAUCCUGACUUCUUCCCCUUCCCAUUGUGGGGUUGCCUUACUGGCUUUACCGACUUCGAGGAAGACCGAGGUCCGCUCUUCGAUUGGAUGUACUCCGUUCGUCAGAUAGUCGCGCUCUAUCGGAUCGAUCGCCAAAAAUGGAGAGAGCAGUCCAUGGUGUACCUCCAAAAGUGCGAGUCAGACGAUACGGAUGAAUCAGCCCCAAACGACUUCGCUGCACUACCCGACCCCAACCUUGUAGAGGCAGUCAUCGAUAUUCUAUGUAAAGCAAUUGAAUACAACCUCGGAUAUGAUGGCAACUUCUCGACUGUUGACCGCGAUGGAAGAGACUGGGACGAAGACGUCUUCAAGGUGUUCCGGUACAAACGCAAACAUCGCAAGACUGCAAGUAGGAGGGAGCAUAUGAUUGUGCUCAUCAUCCGCCAGUAUCGUAAGAAGGUCGAUACACUAUUGAGGGAGCGGCUUCGAGAUGAAUACAAUGAAUGGGAGAGACUUCCGGACACGAUGGGAAUUCCGGAAGGAGUGGUUCCGUAA